AUGUUGCUCAUCUCUGCUGCGCUUCUCUCCUUUGUGGCGGCUUCUCCGUUGAGGAGACAAGCUCAAGUCACCGAAACUCAGCAGGCUUCUUCACCUGUUGCGACGAUCUAUCCCAAAUCGGCCAACGGACAGGGAAUCACAGUGCAUGGUACUAUAAGACCGAACGAGGAUUUUGAUUCAUACAUGGGUAUCCCAUUCGGUCAACCCCCCGUUGGAGAUCUACGAUGGACGCCUUCCCAGCUUUACGACUACAACCAGACCACAUCGAUCAACGGGACCGACUACAGGCAAGCCUGUAUGCAACUAUCGCUCCUUGGCGCAGAUUCUGCUACUCCCGAUAAUCCCGGAGCAGCAGGUGUCUCCGAAGACUGCUUGUUCGUUAAUGUGUUCACUCCCAAGGGUGCAUCGACUUUAGAUGAUAAACUCCCGGUAUGGGUCAGUAUCUACGGCGGUGGUUGCCUUUCUGGUUCCGCUCAAGCUGGUGAUCCAGUCAAUCUGAUGCCCACCGCCAACUCAUUUGGACUGCCUGUCGUCUACGUAACCUUCAAUUAUCGUUUAGGAGGAUUUGGCUUUGUAUCUGGUCCGCAAUUCGCUAAAUCUGGUUCUGGAAAUCUGGGGGUCUCAGAUGUAACAACCGUGUUACAAUGGGUUCAAGAGAAUAUUGGUGCAUUCGGAGCUGAUCCACAGCGAGUCACGAUUCAGGGGCAGUCCGCUGGUGGUAGCCAAGUGUCUUACAAUACCUCCAACCCGAUCAAGAGCUCUUCCAAUACGGUAUCAUCAUGUCCGGUGCACCCAUGCGCUAGGAAAGCUAUAUAUACCACCGACGUGGAGAAUGCUUACACUCAGCUAUUCAAAGAAUUCAACCGAGGCAAUCUUAUCGGUCAGACGAUCGACGGUAGAAUCCUCCCAGCAACGCCAUACUCCCUCCUUGGACAAGGCAGAUAUGCCCAUAGGCCUUUCAUUGUCGGCGAUGUCACAGACGAAGGUACAGCGAUCGCGUCCGCCACCAAUGAGUCCUCCUUCAUCGCAAAUAUCCGAGGAAGUGGUUUGUUCACUCGAUCAAAUGAAACGAUUCAGAAGCUCUUGGAGCUCUAUCCGGAUGAACCAUCGGUGGGAUCUCCUUAUAACACGGGAGACAACCUUUUCAACAAAUCCUCCACCUACAAACGAGCCUCAUCGUACUCCGGUGAUUCAAUGUUCCAAGUUGCUCGACGGAACUGGCUUGAUGUCACCUUCUCUCAAGGAUUCACCCAAGGGUGGAAUUAUGCAUAUUCCCAUGUUCCUGCUGGGCUCAAGCUCGAUGUUUCCCAAGGCGUUUUCCACCGUGCCGAACUGAACUUUACCCGAGGUAGACCCACCGAAGGUCAACCCUGGUGGGAUGAAGAGGAUAUCAACGUUUCCAAGGCAUUGUUGGAAUAUUGGUUGAGAUUCAUUUAUCAAGGUAGCCCUAAUCAGUCGUGGACGGGAAACCCAUUCUUGGCUCAUCAAACAUCACCACUGAUGGGUUCGUUGAGUAGCCAGCAUACGGUGGACCAGCAGAGAGAAACACGAUAA
Molecule: messenger RNA, 1554 nt
Organism: Kwoniella mangroviensis CBS 8507
Lineage: Eukaryota; Fungi; Basidiomycota; Tremellomycetes; Tremellales; Cryptococcaceae
Exons: 10
Coding region: 1-1554 (517 amino acids)
Source: RefSeq, a predicted model, not a curated record